This is a messenger RNA of Delphinapterus leucas (beluga whale), 1631 nucleotides long. It is a transcript of the gene SPRYD7, whose product is annotated as SPRY domain containing 7. The record is from RefSeq and is a predicted model, not a curated record. Gene Ontology annotation, molecular function: protein binding. Lineage: Eukaryota; Metazoa; Chordata; Mammalia; Artiodactyla; Monodontidae.
UCCGUAUCUUCCGCCCUAGGUGGCUUCGCCUCAGCCUGCGCUACGCCCUCCCGGCCUGCGGCGUCGCGGUACCGGCCUCCGCGCUCCACCCAGACGCCCUCCGGCGCUCGGGAGGGGGCGGGAGGCGGAGCAGUGGGGUGGGGGGGGGGGGUGUUGCCGCGGUCUAGGCGCGGUAGGCGGUGGCGGCGGCGUCGGAGGUCCCUGAGAUAUGGCCGCCUCGGUGUUCUGCUGCCUGCGGUGCUGCAGAGAUGGCGGGACGGGCCACAUCCCUCUGAAGGAGAUGCCGGCCGUGCAGCUGGACACGCAGCACAUGGGAACGGAUGUUGUCAUUGUAAAAAAUGGAAGAAGAAUAUGUGGAACAGGAGGUUGUUUAGCCAGUGCACCUUUACAUCAAAACAAAAGCUACUUUGAAUUCAAAAUCCAGUCCACAGGAAUCUGGGGUAUUGGUGUUGCAACUCAGAAAGUUAACUUGAAUCAGAUCCCUCUUGGCCGAGAUGUGCAUAGUCUGGUGAUGAGAAAUGAUGGAGCCCUAUAUCACAACAACGAAGAGAAAAAUAGGCUGCCAGCAAACAGCCUUCCACAGGAGGGAGAUGUGGUGGGUAUUACAUAUGACCAUGUAGAAUUAAAUGUAUAUUUGAAUGGAAAAAACAUGCAUUGUCCAGCAUCAGGUAUACGAGGGACAGUGUAUCCAGUUGUUUAUGUUGAUGACAGUGCAAUUUUGGAUUGCCAGUUCAGUGAAUUUUAUCAUACUCCUCCACCUGGUUUUGAAAAGAUAUUAUUUGAACAGCAGAUCUUCUGAAUGUAUUUGUUUUUGAAACUUGUAUUUCUGCACUGUUAAAAGUGUUUACCAUUUAAUAAAGCUUUACCUGACCUACAGAUGACAAUAUAUCCUUAAAAAUAUGCUCGUUAAUGUUGUCUAAGGAACCAACGUAUACAAUAUACCAUCCUGAAGUUGUGAUUUAAAAUACUUAGGUUUUGUGAUAAUGAAAUCAGCAUUUGGGGCAGUUUAUUUAAUUCUUAUUUAAAUAAAUAUGACUGUGGGUUUGAUUAACAGUAUUAAAUGGAAAUACGUAUAUAGAUAUUUAAAAGGGAAUCUUAACAUAAAAUAUUUGUUUUGAUAGAGAUACAGAGUUGGGUGGAGGUUUUUGUCAUUCUGAAGUGUAGACCUCAUUAACUAUUUUAAGUCUGCAGUCCAAUAAUUUUGUGUCUCAGUGUCUUUUUUAUAUAGAGUAUAACAAAGUGACAAGUUUAUGUUAUUGGCAACUUCAUUUUUGGCGAUUUAUUUACUAUAAAAUGUACCACUUUUCUUAAAAUUUAAAUUGCUUAUUUUGUUUGUAUGUCAUUGCUUUUGAUUUUCUUUGUGAAAGGAGAUUAGUGUAGUAGCUGUCAGAGUAUUUUGUUGAAGACCAUCAUGCUGUGUUACUUCAAUACCUGAGUAAGUAUUGGUUGAUUGGUGAUGUAGCGUACACAGCAGACAUUUAGAAUAGUAUCAUGCUUUCAACUUAAGUGGAAAUGAGAUUAUUCUUUUAAGGACUUUUAUUUAAAUGUGCAUUUUUCUGUAAGGAAUAAUAAAAUAUUAGUAAUUAAGGACUAUUCAGUAGUAUAUUAAAUACAUGUUCUUCCUGUUUUGU